This is a messenger RNA of Caenorhabditis sp. 36 PRJEB53466, 2243 nucleotides long. The record is from the annotation of a GenBank genome assembly. NCBI's taxonomy places the organism in Eukaryota, Metazoa, Nematoda, Chromadorea, Rhabditida, Rhabditidae.
AUGGUAACAAGCCUGUGGCCAGGAGCUAAAGAUUCAGUUGUGGCGUUCUUCCAUAAUAAUCAUGUAAGUCAAUUCAAAAAAUAUCAAUAGCGACUCCGUUUAGGUCAAUCAAAUUGUGACAUUUUUCAUUAUUGUUUCUGGAUUAUACGUUUCCAUUGUCUCAAUAACAGGCCAAAACUUUCGUGAGUAAUGUUUUGUUCUACAAUCAGAAAGUGAGAGAGUGCCAGUUUAGUACAUCCACUCUCGCCGGUCAUCUCAAACACUCUUGAUUUGCAAAAUGCAGCCAACGAGAUUCUCCAUUCAAUUAUCUCGUGCUUUAUGAUGACUGUUCUAGCGGUGGUACUUGGAAAACUCGUCAAAUUUAUCUACAUUCCGUCACUAAUUGGUGCGUGACACAUCUGUGGGAGGCACAGUAAAUUGGUUAUUCACAGGAUGCAUGAUGGUCGGAAUAGCAAUGAGAAAUGUGCCUCAAUUUGGAGAAUUGUUCUACAUCAACGAAUACUGGCAGUUUAUUCUACGAAAAUUGGCAUUGGUGGUCAUCAUUAUUAGAUGGGGGAUAUCUAUAAAUGUUCGGUUCAUCAGGAAGAACUACGUGAGAAAAUACUAAACAAAAAGGCGACACCGCGGCUUUUCCAGAUUUUCCCACCAAUUCUAGGGUUUGGUUCGGCGUUUGCAGAAGCUAUUGCCAUUUUUUUCACCGCAUGUUUUGUAUUCCAAUUCCCAGCUUCAUUGAGUAUUAUCUGUGGGUUUGUGGUGGCAACAGUGUCCCCGGCGGUUGGAAUGCCCACAAUGCUUCGCAUGAAAGAACAAGGAAUCGGAACCACAAAGGUGUGAAUUGCAAAUCGUUUUAAAACCGUUCUUCUCAUUUUCAGAACAUCCCUGACGUUGUUCCAGCUGCGUGUUGUUUCGAUAACGUUAUAUCGUUGCUGAUCUUUUCAGUAACAGCGUCGGUCACGUUCACCCAUGGUACAGUUAAUAAGAGUUCCUAAGAAACAAUUUGUUUCGUAUUUAGACGCCAUGUUUCCGACAAUGGUGAAGAGCAUUGGUGCAAUAGUACUGGCGUCAAUAAUUGGUUGCGCCAUCGGAUGGCUACUCCGCUGGUUUCCGAAGAACGACAAUAGACAUACGCACUUAGCGCGCUUCCUUGUCAUUGCAUCUUCUACUUACGGAGUUAUAACAAGUUAGUGAGGAACACGGAACGCAUGUAGAAAUUGCAAUAUUUGGAUUAUGCAGACUGGGGCUCAAAAUCAUCUUGAAAAGCGAAAUGAAAUCUGAUUAAUUGUUUAAGGCAUGAUCGUUCUCGGAUACCAAUUCCCCGGAAUCGUCGCUGGACUGUGUCUUUGUUGCGUGAGCACAACUAAAUGGAGGAAUGAUAACCCAAGAGGGGUAACAAAUUGAGAUAUGUGACCAGGAAACAUCUCAAUCUCAUUCAGAUCAAAGUUUUGGUUUACCAGUACGACAACCUAUGGUACUUUGUAGCAGUUCCGCUUCUUUUCUCAUUAGUUGGAUACACUUUCAAUUUUGCUGACGUAUUUACAAAUUAUGCCCCGUUUCUGAUCUUUGUUUUCAGCUGACUGUAUCCGAUUUGAAAGUUGCCUUGACCAUCAUAGCAGUGGGAUGUUCUUUCCGUUUUCUAUCUGCCAUGCUACUUGCGUUCUGUGGUCAUUUUAACAUUUACGAACAAAUUAUUUUGGCUCUGACUCUGAUGCCAAAAGCUACUGUUCAAUGCGCUCUUGCUCCAUCAUUGAUUCUGAUGACCGAUGGCUUCCCCGAGUUCAGAAAACAAACGAAAUUGGUGAGAAGUGUCUGAGUCAUAGGAUCAUCCUUCAUAAUCCUUUUUAUUGCAGAUCAUCAACAUUUGCAUUAUCGCCGUGAUGGUGACAAGCCCGGUGGUUGAGAUAUUAUUACAAAUCUUAGCUCCGAGAUUAUUAAAGCUUAAGGAAGGGUCAUCAGUAAGAGUGACCACUUUAAAUUAAAGCCAAGAAAGAGCACUGUUUCAGGUGUACAACAGAGAUACCACCACUUCCACAAUGUUUGAUGAGAUAGACAUGAAAGGGUCCGCGGAAUUGAGUAAAGCGUCGUCGAAAAACCCAAUCUUGGACACCAAAGGCAUCUACGAACUCAACCCGAACUUUGUUCCAAUCAACUUUCAAAGCAAUCUUCCGCGGCCUUACUAUCAGUAUCUGAACAAUACACUGAACUACCAGAAUGGAAAUCAAAGUAUUGACAAGUUGAAGCACUAA